AUGUCAGAGCUCCUGUUCUUAGGACGGAAUUAUCCACUGGGAUACGACUAUUUCAGGAAGAGGUUACAUCGUGCGUUCUCACAGCAGGCGCAGUUGAGUGAUGAGGAGCAGAUACGGAAGGGAAUAGCAAGGGCAGAGUUUGUUAAAAAGGAAAUUGAAGCAUUGUGA
This is a messenger RNA of Aspergillus tanneri, 168 nucleotides long. RefSeq lists its product as uncharacterized. Gene Ontology annotation, biological process: respiratory electron transport chain. The transcript is spliced from 2 exons. The record is from RefSeq and is a predicted model, not a curated record. NCBI's taxonomy places the organism in Eukaryota, Fungi, Ascomycota, Eurotiomycetes, Eurotiales, Aspergillaceae. The coding region runs from base 1 to 168 and encodes 55 amino acids. Gene Ontology annotation, cellular component: mitochondrion.